This is a messenger RNA of Exaiptasia diaphana, 3833 nucleotides long. Its product is annotated as WD repeat-containing protein 44. NCBI's taxonomy places the organism in Eukaryota, Metazoa, Cnidaria, Anthozoa, Actiniaria, Aiptasiidae. The record is from RefSeq and is a predicted model, not a curated record. The transcript is spliced from 21 exons. Bases 113 to 2791 code for a protein of 892 amino acids. Gene Ontology annotation, molecular function: protein binding.
CUUGUAAAAUAUUAUAUCAAGUGAUGACUAUUAUUGGUAAAAUGCGCUAACGCAAAACUGGUAUUUGAACGAGAAAAAGAAGAAUUUCAAUAUUUACACACAGCCGACGGCAAUGCAAAGUGAUAGCGAUUCAGAGGGUGAGUUUUUCGAUGCCUCAGAGUCUCAAAACAAUAGCUUUGAUGCAACCUCAAGUAAGCUUAUCACUAAGCUUGGACAUAAGAAUGAUGGAAAAAACAGUGAACACUGCCAUGAUAAAGAAAUACGUAACAAGGAAAAUAAAAUUUUAUCCCAAAAGAAGCCAACCACAGAAAGUAUCAAAGAUAUUACAAAAGAUAGCAAUCAACUUCAAACACAUACGAUAGAAAAUAAACAAGAAAAUAAUGAAUCUUCAAUACCAGAAUCUUUGACAUUAAAUCCACCAGUUAUUGAGACAAACAAUAUAGAUAGACAGUGUACAAAAGUGAAUAAAUUAGAACUUGAUCUCCAAGAGGAAACACAUAAAAAGGACAUUGUGGAUGUAGUGAAGACAAGAUCUUCUUCAACGCCAUUAUCCCCGGUCAGUGAGGUUUUGAAAAGUGUGGAGACAGGGGGAGUUGGUUUACUAGACAAAGGGGAUGGGGGUGAAGCAGAAAGUCCUGCCCCUGUGGCUCCCCCAAGGAGAAAACGCAAGAAGAAACCAGAAGCAAAAGCUGCCAUUGUAAAGAGUGUUGAGGAUCUUAAGGAUUCUGCAAGUAUGGAUAAACCUGAUCCAACACCAGACAGCUCACAAACUUCACCAAAUCAAACAGUUCCAUUAAAGGUAUGUGGUGGUGCAUCAGAAAAGACAUCAAUACCAGCUGAACUAGGAGUACCAGAACAAGAUGAACUAGGAGUAUCAGAACAAGAAGAUGACCCAGCAAUAACUCUGGAUUACAAGUCAACAGAAAUGAAACAAGUAUUGGAAAAAGCCAGUUCUACAGAGGUUAUUCCAGCCUUUUCUUUAGAUGCCCGUAGAAAGUCGAACUCAGUGACGUCUCUAGGUAGUAGUUGUAACAGAUCUGAUAGUUUCAGAAGUGUCUCUAGUGUAGUAUCCAAUGGUGCAACUCUUAACAAAUCAGGAUCAUCAACAUCAGUUACCAGUACUAAUGCUAUCCAACAUCCUCCUGGAAACUAUGGAAGCCUGGUGAGAGUUAGAUCAGAAUCAGGAAGACCUUUGUCAGAUGCUGAAAUUCUAGAACAAGUGAUCGUUAAGAAUCUUGACACAGGAGAAAGUAUUCCAUUGAGUCUUGCUGAGGACAGGCUACCUAAAGGAACCAAUCCUUUAGCUCUACAUAUCAUGAGACUAACAUCUGAAUACUCAAGUAGUAACUCUAAACUCAACACUAUUGACCAGGAGGAUGGCAUUGAUGUAGGAAAUAAAGUGAAAAAGAAGACGAAAAAACUAAAAAGCUUCCUGGGAAGAACAGUAAAUAAAAUGAAGUCAGACAAGAAAGUGAAAGAAGUUCAACGUGGAGAUGAGAGCUCAUCCAGUGAUGAUGACGAGUCCCCAAGUUCUCCUUUCAUUAAGAUCAAAUCAGCCCAUGGAAAAGGACCUGAGGAAUUUGAAAAACUAAAGCUACUGCAAGACCUGAGUGGUGAACAUGUGGGUGCUAUAUGGACAGUAAAAUUUUCUGUUUGUGGAAGACUCAUGGCAACAGCUGGUCAAGAUCACAUGGUGAGAGUUUGGGUGCUAAAAGAAAAUGAAGAAUACUUUGAAGAAAUGAGAAAAAAAUACUCCAAAACAGGUGGACAGUCUACAAACCCUGAUCCAGAGGUUGAUCAAAUUCUUGAACAUGAUGAACAGGAAGAAUACAGUAGUGAAGAUGAAGCAGAAAAGUCUGAAGAAGGCAAAGAAGAACUGGAUGAUGGUGCAAAAAAGGUUGUAGAAGAAGACAAUGGUCCCUUCAAGAGAAAGCCUUUUUGUACUUAUUAUGGUCACACUGGAGAUGUACUUGAUUUGUCUUGGUCCAAGAAUUACUUCCUUCUGUCUUCAUCCAUGGAUAAAACUGUCAGACUUUGGCACAUUUCAAGGACUGAGUGUUUAUGUUGUUUUCAACACAUUGACUUUGUUACCGCCAUUGUUUUCCACCCUAGGGAUGACCGAUACUUCCUUAGUGGUUCUCUUGAUGGUAAGAUACGUCUUUGGAACAUCCCUGACAAGAAGGUGGCUCUUUGGAAUGAGGUUGAAGGCACAGGCAGCAAUCUUAUCACGGCAGCCAAUUUCUGUCUGCAAGGAAGGUUUGCUGUUGUUGGUACCUAUGAUGGUAGAUGUAUUUUCUAUGAAACUGAGCGUCUCAAGUACCACACACAAUGGCAAGUCUCCCCAACUCGUAAUAAAAGAUCUCGUGGUAGGAAAAUAAGUGGUAUUGAACCUAUGCCUGGUGAAGAAAAGGUGCUUGUAACAUCAAAUGAUUCUCGUAUUCGUCUUUACGACCUGAAAGAUAACUCACUGUCAUGCAAGUACAAGGGCUGUACCAACUCAAGUAGCCAAAUUAAGGCCAGUUUUAGUCAUGAUGGUCAGUAUCUGAUAUGUGGAUCUGAAGAUCAUUUUGCUUAUAUAUGGAGAACUCAACAUGGAAUACCAUCUGCUAGACGAGAUAAAAAUGAAUUUUAUGAAAGCUUUUCAGCACACACUGCUGUAGUUACAGUUGCUACAUUCACCCCAGUUCCCUGGCUCAUUGUGGCUCCAGAUACCAGUGGCAAGCCUGUUACAUCAGAAGUGCUGGUCACUGCUGAUUGGACAGGAGCCAUUAAAUUAUUCGUUAACAGAUGACACAAAAGAUUCUGGGAAUGAAAUAUUUCAUUAGUUUAAUAUUAGCAACAAAUGUAUAAUGAGAAUAAUGUGGGUCUAAUCAAGGGUUUAACGAUUGCAAAUUUAGUUAAAUGCAUAAUUUUGUAUUAUAAUUUGAAUUGACAGAGUGUGUGUAAUAUAGAUAUAUGAAUAAUAAUCCACUUGAGCCUUCGAAUGUGAUGUCAUAAAAUCAUUUCUUAUUAUCAUAUACCUUUUGUUUGAGUUACAGAAAUUCUGUAAGUUUCACUUAUCAAUACUGAAAAGUAAUUGCAUAUAAAUAUUAUUGAUGUACAUCUGACCUUAACCAAGCGGACAAGGAGAUAUUAUCCUAUUCACAUGCACAAAACAUGGUUUUAGAUUGUAUCAGUGUGUUAUGCCAUGUGGUAACUAGAAUGCACUGGGUUGGGUAUGUAUUGCCUUGAACAGCUUUACCAUUUCCCUUCCAAUGCAGCACUGACUGACCUGUCAGUGUCAGGUCAGACCUCUGUGAGGCCAAGGUGCUUCAAGAAAGGUUUGGAUAAAGUUGAAUCAAGUGGUUUCCAGUGACAAACUGCAAGUCAGUGAUCUGGACACAAGUUCUAGGCAAUGCCAUACCACAUAACUUAUUGAUGGAUGUAUUAAUGAUUUUUCAGUUAACCACAAAAUAAUUACCAAUGAAUCUAUUGUUUUCUUUCAUUUAUCAUCAAGUACAAAAUAUCAAUAAUAUAGUUUUUUCUUGCAAACCAUGGAGUAUCACUAUGUGUUCUCUUUGUUGUAAGAAGUAUAGCAUUGUUUACAUUAUAAAGUAUACUGCAAGUGUGAACAAUAAUAUUAAAGUGAUAAACACUUUAUAGACAGAAAAUAAUGAUUAUAGCUACUGAAUGCAGAGGAAGCAUUUUGACAUGUCAAACAUGGUGACCUUUGUGUGAUAAAAUGUGUGUGUUCAGAUGUACUGUAAAAGUGUUCAAAAAGUGUUGAAUAUAAUGUGAUAUAAUGCUUGAAUAAUGUGAAAUCUGAAUAUUAAUAAAAUAAUGCAAAUUGACAA